Salpingoeca rosetta is the source of this 1296-nucleotide messenger RNA. RefSeq lists its product as uncharacterized. Gene Ontology annotation, molecular function: protein-folding chaperone binding; ATPase activator activity. Gene Ontology annotation, biological process: protein folding; positive regulation of ATP-dependent activity. The record is from RefSeq and is a predicted model, not a curated record. The coding region runs from base 222 to 1247 and encodes 341 amino acids. Lineage: Eukaryota; Choanoflagellata; Craspedida; Salpingoecidae. Gene Ontology annotation, cellular component: cytosol. The transcript has 10 exons.
GGAAUUUUCUGGCAGGCCACAACACCACAAGUUAAACCGGAAAAGAACCCCAAACACUGCAAGCGCGAAGCAGCGAGCAAACGCACCAACCAAGACAGAGACACGUUGCUGCACACCACGUCUCAUUCACCCCACAUCCAAGACACAGCCAAACCAACAAUAAUACUCUUCUGACUGAGAGCGUUGCCACGCGCGUCUUCCCAAAGCACACGUUAGCAGCCAUGGCCAAGUGGGGAGAAGGGGACCCGCGCUGGAUUGUCGAGGAGCGUCCAGACGUCGCAAACGUCAACAACUGGCAUUGGACGGAGAAGAACGCCACACCUUGGUCCAGGCAGUUUCUGCAACAGGAGCUCAAUGGGCUGGAGGUCUCCUCGGAUGCAGGCACCGUCACCUUCUCAGAUGUCCAGGUCGAAGGUGAAGCCACCGCCAACAACCGCAAGGCAAAGCUCAUCUUCUUCUAUGAGCUGGAGGUCUCCAUGAAAUGGAAAGGCAAGACAGCGGAUGGCAAGAGUGUAAGCGGCAAGUUCAAGGUGGAAAAUCUCAGCGAAGAGUACACCCCGGAUGAGUUUGAGUUUGAGGUGAACAUGAGCAGCGAGGAGACGCCAGCGAGGCGGGCGGUGAAGGAGAUGGUGCGCAAGGCCGGCGCCGAGGCCGUCAGGGCAAAACUCGACAAGUGGUACAAAGAGCUGCGCGUGGAGUUUACAAAGGGCAUGAUUCUCCCAACAAAGGCGAAGCAGGCUACCCCGAGCGCGCCGACAAGUGGGGUGAUCAUCCACUCUGAGAAGAAGGACGCAUCGUCCUCUGCUGUGGAAAAGAAGGAGAAGGAGGUGCAGCCGCGCGGGUCCUUUGAGAUGGACGAGGAAUUUCUCUGCAGCCCAUCAGACCUCUUUCAGUGCUUUGUCGACGAAAACCGGGUGAAGGCGUACACGCAGGCUGACGCGAGCAUUGAGGCGAAGAUGGGCGGUUCGUUUUCGCUCUUUGGUGGGAACGUCACGGGUGUCAUCAAAGAUCUGAUUCCAAACGAGCGCAUUGUGCAGGCCUGGCGCUUCAAGUCCUGGCCCGAAGGCAUGUACUCUGAGGUGACAAUGAAGUUUGUGCCCGGUGAUGGCUGCACGCACCUCAAGCUCACACACAACAACAUCCCCGACAGCGACCUGGAGCGAGCAAAGGAGGGCUGGAAGCGCCAUCAGUUUGAGCGCAUCAAGGGCAUGUUUGGCUUCGGCACCUCGCUCGCUGGCCUCAUGUGAACACCGCCCCGCGAUGAUCAUGGCAUGUGUGUGUGUGUGUAUGUGUGUG